GCGCCCAUGGGAGGACUCAUGGCGUCGACACGCGCGUUCGCAUCGGUAUCGGUGGGGUCCGUGGGCCACUCCCAUCGCAGAGCUGGGGCAUCGGCGGCGAAACCCGCCGCUUCGCGCGGUGCCCACGCGCGAUGGUCCGCAAAGGCUGCUUACUCUGAAACGGGCGAUGUUAUUGGGCGCGGAGCCGGGAGCGGGCGCGCGCGCCGCCCCGGAUCUCGAUCGGGUCUUCACGUCGUCGCGUUGACCCAGGUGGGCGCGACGAUUCCCGCCGCGCUCACGCUCGCGUCCCUGGCCAAGUACAGCGCCGCGGGCGGACUCGGCGGCCUCGUGUCGCACACCCCUUCGGUGCCCCUGGACGUAAUCAAGACAAAGCUGCAGACGCAGCCGGAGAAGUACAAGGGGAUGGACAUGUGGCAGAUCGGCACCGAAAUCGUGCGGACGGAGGGAAUCGGUAGCAUAUUCACGGGCGCGGGCACCACGGCGGUGGGGUUCACGUUGCACGGGGUGUUCAAGUACAGCGGCUUUGAGGCUCUCAAGUUCAUGACGUUCAAGCACGGCGCCGGCUACAACGCGGGCGACGCCAUCGCGGUGUUCUCGCAGGACCACAGGAUCCAGACCCUGCUCUUCGCCGGCGCGAUCGCCGAGCUCUUCGCCACGCUGAUCCUGUGCCCGCUCGAGCAGACCAAGAUCAAGAUGAUAUCCGACCCGAACUACGCGGAUGGCUGGGUGAGCGGGGUCAAGCGGCUGAUACAGGAGGAGGGCGUGGAGGGCAUCGUGUCCACUCUGCCGGUGAUAUGGACCAAGACGAUCCCGUACACCAUGUUCCAGCUGGCCACAUAUGAUGUGACGAGCUCCGCGCUGAGGAGCUGGGCCAACGGCCAGUCGUUUGAGCCGCCGUCCAUCGCGCUUCAGUUGCCGGCUGCGCUGCUAGCGGCAGUCAUCGCGUCGCUGGCGAGCCAGCCCGGGGACACUCUGAUGAGCACGUUCAACGGGGAGUGUCCCGACGGUGCGGAGGAGUGCCCGGGGUUCGACUUUGUGGAGGGUGAGGAGCUUGACGAGGACGGGCGAUGCAUCCCAAAGCGGCGGGGGCUUCUGGAGACGGCGAUGGGUUUGGGGCCGGGCGGGUUGAUGCUCGGGUGGAAGGAGCGGCUCGCCCACACGUCACUCAUCGUGGUGAUACAGCUGACGGUGUACGACGAUAUCAAGAGGGCGCUGUUCCGAUGACGAAGCGGGGUUGAGGGGAGUUCGUGCCCCACCGUAUUACAAUUAAAAGAUCACUUCCCUUCCAAGGUAGUCUACCUGU
Messenger RNA from Micromonas commoda, 1303 nucleotides. Its product is annotated as mitochondrial carrier family. Gene Ontology annotation, biological process: mitochondrial phosphate ion transmembrane transport. The record is from RefSeq and is a predicted model, not a curated record. Gene Ontology annotation, molecular function: phosphate transmembrane transporter activity. The transcript has a single exon. Bases 7 to 1224 code for a protein of 405 amino acids. Gene Ontology annotation, cellular component: mitochondrial inner membrane. NCBI's taxonomy places the organism in Eukaryota, Viridiplantae, Chlorophyta, Mamiellophyceae, Mamiellales, Mamiellaceae.